AUGCCGCGCUUUAGAUGUGCAGUGGAUGACAAUGAUAGGGCAACUGAGCUGCCCUUGUUCCGCGUGUGCGGAAGUGUGGAAGAAAAUCCUCACAUGAGAGCAUUUUGGGCCAGCAUCAUCUCCUUUCACUUAGCCUUCCUCGGAUGGUUUGCUUUGACACCGUUGGCAAUGCCAGUUGCUACAAGCAUGGGGAUCUGUGAAAACCAACUUUAUCCACCCAGUGAAUAUCCCAAGGAGCAGGCAUACUUGAACUACAAGAAUCUGCACAAUGGCUUGACCUAUUGCCGAUACGGUGUGGUGAGAGGUCCCAAUGGGAAAGCAAUCGAUUGUGAAGGUCCCAACACGACGGACCAUGUGGGAUCCAAUCUUUCGAUCUAUAGGCCUGAAGAACUGGCAUCAUGUGUUUGCACGAGUGGCACCGAAUGUCGACGUGUGAUUUCCCAAGGGAAUCUCGCUGCAGUGGCUUCGACCAUCUUGCUGCGGAUUUCGAUGGGGACUCUUCUGGAACGAUAUGGUCCAGUCAAUACGCAGUGUAGCUUGUUGCUCUUUGGGGCCAUUUGGCUUGCAAUGUCCGCUGCCAUCACUGCUCCCUGGAACUACACGCUGUUCCGCUUCUUCAUUGGGAUGGUUGGUGCUGCCUUUGUCACGAACCAGUUCUGGUGUUCCCUCAUGUUCGCACCGAAUGUGAUUGGCACGGCCAAUGCUACAGCAGCGGGUUGGGGCAACAUGGGCGGAGGGGUUUCACAAAUCUUUAUGACACUCCAAUUUGUUUGGAGAUGUUUUUCUUCUGUUUGGGCCUUGGUUUUAAGGACUGCCAUCCUCUUCCAACCUUUGGUGGACUCUGGGAUGUCAGAUGACACGGCCUGGCGCGUAUCGAUGUUCGUGCCCGCGUCCUUCUACAUCUUAUGCGCUGUGUGCCUGAAAUACCUUUGUUGGGACAUGCCAAGAGGGCGGCACUAUGACCCGGUCAUUACUGGGAAGAAAGAGCAACCUUCACUCUGGGACUAUUGGGACGUUCCGAAGGAUUUUCGCGUGGUGGUGAUGAUCUUUCAAUACUCAGCUUGUUUUGGCACCGAGCUUGUGAUGAAUAACUCUCUCACCACGCAUUUCACAUCCUAUUUUCAACUGGGUAUGACUGAGGCUUCCCUUCUUGCAAGCUCCUUCGGGCUGAUGAACAUUUUCGCCCGAUCUGCAGGAGGGAUUCUUAGUGAUCUAAUGUACAGAUCUUUCGGAUUCCCAGGCCGAAUCUGGGCACAGUUUCUCUCCUUGUUCCUUGAAGCGAUCUUCCUCUUCGGUUUCGGAUGUGUGGAUAACUCGAAUCCCUGGUUCGUGGCCCUCGCCGUGCUGGUGGGCUUUUCGCUCUUCGUGCAGAUGGCAGAAGGGACCAGCUAUGGGAUGGUACCAUUUCUGAAGAAGGAGCAGUUGGCGGUGGUCUCAGCCCUUGUGGGUGCAG
Messenger RNA from Durusdinium trenchii, 1453 nucleotides. NCBI's taxonomy places the organism in Eukaryota, Dinophyceae, Suessiales, Symbiodiniaceae. The record is from the annotation of a GenBank genome assembly.